Molecule: messenger RNA, 377 nt
Organism: Halteromyces radiatus
Lineage: Eukaryota; Fungi; Mucoromycota; Mucoromycetes; Mucorales; Cunninghamellaceae
Exons: 2
Coding region: 76-345 (89 amino acids)
Biological process (GO): retrograde vesicle-mediated transport, Golgi to endoplasmic reticulum
Cellular component (GO): endoplasmic reticulum; SNARE complex
Molecular function (GO): SNAP receptor activity
Source: RefSeq, a predicted model, not a curated record
AGAGGUACUCGUCGAGAAGAAGAAACGGGUAAUAUUGAUCAUGUCUUACAACAUCAUCGACAAUUACAUGAUGAAAUGACAACGGAUCUUGGGAAAAUGGCACAUCAACUGAAACUCAACAGUCAACAAUUUGGAGAUAUUUUGCAUAAAGAUGAUGAGGUUCUUCGUGAUGCUCAAAAAUUGGUGGAAAGUAACUUGGGAAAGAUGGGAACAGAGCGACGACGAUUGGAUGCUCAUUAUUCAAGAUCAUGGGGAACUAGUUUUAUGAAUUUAGGUGUAGUUUUAUUUGUAUGUAUUAUGUUUACACUAGUCUUUUUUACCAUCAAAUUUUUACCAAAAGCUUAAUAAUAAAAUCAUCUUGUCAAUUUCAUUUCUUU